This is a messenger RNA of Myripristis murdjan (pinecone soldierfish), 1508 nucleotides long. RefSeq names its product indoleamine 2,3-dioxygenase 2-like. Gene Ontology annotation, molecular function: indoleamine 2,3-dioxygenase activity; L-tryptophan 2,3-dioxygenase activity; heme binding. Gene Ontology annotation, biological process: 'de novo' NAD+ biosynthetic process from L-tryptophan. The transcript has 10 exons. The record is from RefSeq and is a predicted model, not a curated record. Gene Ontology annotation, cellular component: cytoplasm. The coding region runs from base 49 to 1239 and encodes 396 amino acids. NCBI's taxonomy places the organism in Eukaryota, Metazoa, Chordata, Actinopteri, Holocentriformes, Holocentridae.
AUCACUCAGUUUGUCUGUCAGAAGCUGUGUCAGAGUAAGGCGGAGCAGAUGGAGCCCAACAGACUGCAGGCAGACCUUGAUGCAUUUGAUAUUUCUGAGAAACUUGGCUUCGCCUUUGAAGCACCGCUGACUAACCUUCCAGAUCAUUAUCGAGCAUGGAUGGAGUUGGCAAAUGAUCUCCCAAAUCUGAUUGAGUCACGUAAACUGCGAGAUCUGGUUCACAAGAUGCCUGUUUUGAGCACCCAUCUUCUGAAUAGCCCUCAGGAGCUCAGGCUGGCUCACCUGGCACUGGGAUUCAUCACCAUGGGUUAUGUCUGGCAGGAGGGGCAGCAUGCACCCGCUAAGAUUCUCCCAAGAGCCCUGGCCGUACCCUACUGGGUGGUGUCUCGCAGGCUUGGGCUUCCGGCAGUCCUGACCUACGCAGAUUCAGUUCUGUCCAACUGGAAACUGAGGGAUCCCUCUAAGGGCAUAGAAAUUGGGAACAUGGACUUAGUCAUUUCUUUGCCUGGUGGCGGGAGCUGCAGGGGAUUUUUUCUGGUUUCAUUGUUGGUUGAGAUGGCUGCCAGUUCAGGUAUAAAGGGCACUCUGGAGGUGAUGCAUGCUGUGGAAAACAAGGACCCUGCCAGUGUAAAUAGGGGACUUCUUGACUUGACGGCGUCACUGAAGAAGAUGAAGGAAAUUUUCAAACUCAUGCACCAACACGUGGUUCCAGCUGAGUUUUAUGGAACACUGAGAAUUUUCGUCUCAGGGUGGCGAGACAACCCCAUGCUUCCAGAGGGGUUGGUGUAUGAAGGUGUGAGCAAUGAGCCAGUUCUGUUAUCAGGUGGAAGUGCAGCCCAGAGUACAGCCAUUCAGUGCUUUGAUGCAUUGCUGGGCAUCCAGCAUGACAAUGAAUCAGGGGCCUUCCUGACACGCAUGAGGGAUUACAUGCCUCCUGCCCAUCGUCAGCUCAUAGAAACUCUUUCUGACUGUCCAUCUCUGCGAGAUUUCAUCCUGUCCUGCGCCAACCCUGAUCUCAAGCAAGCCUUCAAUGACUGUGUCCUUGCGUUGGAGGAUCUACGGACUUACCACGUUAGCGCUGUGACCAAGUACAUUGUUGUGCCUGCUAACCGUGCCCAGGAAACGGGUCACUCAGACAGAGGUGCAGGCGAUAAACUGGAUGCCACUGGCACCGGCGGAUCCAGCCUCUUGGUCUUUCUCAAAAGUGUCCGUGACACUACUCGCAAAGUACUGAUCUGAGAGAAACGACCUGCAAAUAUAAAUUUGAAUCCCUGUAUCUUACAGUAUGCUGCAUAAUUUAAAUAUUACAUUGCACUGUGCUUUAAGCAUGGGUGGAUAAAGCCACCCUCAAUGAUUUUUUAUUGCAUUAUGUCUUUUGAUUGUGCUGCUAACUUUUGCAGCAAAACUACUGACAGCACUGGAUAUUUAAAUAAUUCUCAAAAAUGUAGUGUUUGUCCACAUUCAGUUGCCAUUGUAAAAUAAUAAAGCAUUUGUUUUCUGUUGUUAAA